Molecule: messenger RNA, 420 nt
Organism: Candidula unifasciata
Lineage: Eukaryota; Metazoa; Mollusca; Gastropoda; Stylommatophora; Geomitridae
Source: the annotation of a GenBank genome assembly
AUGAAAGUUCUCAUUGACGCUGGAAGUAACCUGAACCAUAUCAACAUGUCCAUGAUAUCAGCUCUGCGGUUCGCGGUAGGUCAGUCCUUGUUCUCAUGCAGCCAGGGUCUUGUGUAUCUUUUAGAAUCUGGAGCCAAGAUUCACUCAGAGCUUCACUACGCUGUAAUGCUGGGACUAACACAUGUUGUCAAACAAUUUCUAUCUUACAAAGCCCUACCCGAAGCAAUAAACGCACAUCACUUCAUUCCAUCUCUCCCAAACGAGAAGAACUUGUCACCUUUAUGUGUUGCUUUAAUUGCGGACAGGGUGGAGCUUGCAAAAUUCUUCUUAGACAUCGUUUUUCUGGCGGACAUCGAUCUGACAAUUCUCAAUCGCAACCAGUCGUUCAGGCGUUACCUUAAAGACAAGUCUCGCGGUUGA